Beauveria bassiana ARSEF 2860 is the source of this 396-nucleotide messenger RNA. RefSeq names its product restless-like transposase. Lineage: Eukaryota; Fungi; Ascomycota; Sordariomycetes; Hypocreales; Cordycipitaceae. Bases 1 to 396 code for a protein of 131 amino acids. The record is from RefSeq and is a predicted model, not a curated record. The transcript has a single exon.
AUGCCGAGCACCACCUUUAGAAGUCUCACAGCUUCUAAAAUCCGUCAGGACGACGACGAACGCCACUGCAGACGAAAGGGAAUGAAAGCCUUCGCAUCUAUCACAAACCUCAUGGGACUCAAACGUUCAGAGCCCAACGACCAAGCCCUGGCGAACAACCUGAUCCGCCGAUUCGAUCAAGCCGAGUUCCAGAAGCUGGCGGUGAACUGGAUAGUAGUGAGCCAGCAAUCAUUCAGGCAGGUCGAGCACCCACGCUUUCGACAAGUAUUCGAAUAUUUGGACUCCACGGUGCAUACCACUCCUACUGCAGGCGCAACAUGCGCAGCCUACUCGUCAUCGCGUUCCAGCGAUGGUGGGACGAAGUCGAUCGCGAAAGCUCUCGUAGACUCCAACUAA